AUGAUUCGUAGAAUACCUCUCGGUCAGAUGUUUGUGGCAAUGCUGGUCGGAGUUGCUGGUGGACUAUAUAUUUAUCGGCCACUUAUUGAAAAGCAUGUGUAUGAACAGAGACAGCUAAAAACGGACGUUAAAGUUACUGCUGUUGAAGAAAAUAAAUAA
Messenger RNA from Nanorana parkeri, 159 nucleotides. RefSeq names its product PIGB opposite strand 1 (gene PIGBOS1). The transcript has a single exon. The coding region runs from base 1 to 159 and encodes 52 amino acids. The record is from RefSeq and is a predicted model, not a curated record. NCBI's taxonomy places the organism in Eukaryota, Metazoa, Chordata, Amphibia, Anura, Dicroglossidae.